Molecule: messenger RNA, 3780 nt
Organism: Mycosarcoma maydis (corn smut)
Lineage: Eukaryota; Fungi; Basidiomycota; Ustilaginomycetes; Ustilaginales
Exons: 1
Coding region: 1-3780 (1259 amino acids)
Biological process (GO): regulation of DNA-templated transcription; DNA-templated transcription
Molecular function (GO): DNA-binding transcription factor activity, RNA polymerase II-specific; DNA binding; zinc ion binding
Source: RefSeq, a predicted model, not a curated record
AUGUCGCGGUUAGAGUCCAAGUCGAAUCUCACCGACACUGGCCGCAUUCGUUCCAGCAGAGCAUGCCUCAUCUGCUCUCGUCGUAAGGUCAAAUGCGACGGUCUGCAACCCUGCAACAACUGCUCGAAGGAAGCUGCCAUCUGCGAGUACGGCGUUCAGAAGAAGCGAGGUCCGCCAAAAGGCUGCGAUGCAAGAGGCGGCCGCAGGAAAAAGUUCAAACUCCCAUCUCCCUACGCGGCAUCGCUAUCAUCCACUUCCACCUCAUACCCAAACAUAUCGUCCUCACUCGGCUCCAUCGCAUCAUCCAACCCUCAGCGCACCGUCGAGCGCCCCUCUCAGCCGUACGAUCAAGUUUCAGCUGCCGUCGGCCAUUCGCAAGAUGACACAUCUCGGUCAGCAGCACCUCUUCUAAAGCCUCAAGUGCCUCGCAACGAUACUCCACUCGCCCAAAGACUCUCAUCGGACAAACGCUCUUCUUCCGACGACAGAUUCCCUUCCACUUCGUAUCGCGCGCACGACCUUGCUUCCACAGCCAUACGACCUUUCUUGCCAACACAGCUCUCUUCCAUCUCGCUGCUCUCCACACGCGAUUCGCACCCCGUCGAUACCGCCCCAGAUUCUCUCGGUAUGCAAACGCACCCUUAUCUUCAGCCUCAGCACCACCCUGACCGUUCUCCCUCUGAUCACACCUGGUCCGCUUCUGCUUUCGACUCCCGCCACUCUCUCCAUCCAACUCCAUCGACCGCUCGACAGUACAAUACCUAUCCUCUUCAGUCGCCCCUACGCGACUACCAACGCUCUUCGCCUCGAGCCUCGCUCCAUACCUUACUGCCUUCGCAAUUCUCAGAUCCACAUUCAACGCUUCAAUACACAUCAGAUUAUACGUCUCCUGCCACUCCCUCCGCUCGUUCCGCCGUCGCAGUUUCUGCGCCCACCAAUGCCUCACCCCGUACACACCCUUUACCGCACAUCUCUUCCACUCCGUCUGCCUACGACCGCUCCUCCACCCUACCCUCUUCAUCAACCCUCUCCAAUCGCCAUCCCGUCUCAGCAAGCAGGCUCACCGAGUCCUUCUCUACAUCCUUGCCCGCCCCGCUUCACCACACUUGUUCGUCCACACGCAUCCCCGCCAUUGACACCUCGCCAGCGUCCACCCGCGCUUCUCAUGACUACAAUUCAUCUGCAGCCGUCGUGCCGCAUCGUCCCUGGUACAACGGCUCACGUCCAUCUUCACCCCGUGGUCCGGCUUCCGUCCCUCGCUCCCAAAUCUCAUCUCCCGGUGCACAUUGGCUCGAUCACCACGUACGCCCGAGCCCUACCGCUGCUGACCGCUCUCACUUCUCGCCAUCCUACAAGCUUCAUCUCGAGGAUCGCCUUCCGCCCCACAUUGUCCAGCGUUUGCUCGACAUUUAUCAAACCUUUGUGCAUCCACACUGGCCCAUCAUCUACCUCCCCUCCUUUGCUUCUCUUCACUCACUCAAGCAAUCGCGUCCCAUCGUCUUUGAGGCCAUCCUCGCCGUAGCUUCCAACACCUUUGACGCCUACCACGACUCGGCUUCCCACAGCGAUCACCACAGCUCCAACCCGGUCUUGGAGAUGCUCUAUGCUGAUUCUCCACAACCAUCCGAGCCCGCCUACAAGUCAAACGAGCUGCGUGAUCACUUUGUCCAACGUGUAAAGACGCGCAUCUUUGAAGGCAAAUUCGCACAGGACAUCGCCACCAUCCAGGCCGCCAUCCUCAUCUCCGUCAUCGAGCUUGGAUCUGGCAACACUUCGAGCGCCUUUCAAUUCGGUGGUAUCGCCUGUCGAAUGGCCCUCGACAUGAAUCUCCAUCGUUGCGCCGCUGACUCCUCCUCGUCUUGCUCCCCCUUCGACAAUCACCGCACAAAAUCGUUCGACGGUAGGGCGCUGUCGCCCCAAUCCGCAGCACAGCUUCAAGAGCGCCUGCGCGUCUUCUGGGCUUGUUACAUUGUCGACAAAAUUCUUUCCACUGCGCUCGGCAAACCUGCUCAGCUUCGCAGCGCCGAAAUCGAGGCCGACUGGCCAUCUGUACAGGAAGCCGACGAGUACGAUCUAUGGCUUAACGAUACCACACGCAAAUUCGUCGACAAAAGCCAACUGCCCUACCUCGAGGGCGUCAAAGUGCAUGCACUCAGCAGUUUCAAAGCAUGGGCCGAAGUCAUGGCCAUCCUCGAACGCAUUCUCGAGGAAGUGUACAGUCCCCAAGCAAAGCGUGAUCGUCAUCGCACUCAAGGUGCAUCCGAUUAUGAGGCUCUGUGCCGCCUCAAUCAACGAUUGUGCAGAUGGCGUGCUAAUUUGCCCGAGCACCUCAAAUGGUCAGCCACCUGGACCUCCCCUGAGCGUCUCUCGUCUGCAACCUCGCACAAGCCAUCUGCCGAUCGCAACGAGUACGAUGCCCACCGCGGUCUGCCGCCGCAAAUCCUCACCAUGCGAUCAUGGUAUUGCAUCUGCCUCAUCUUGCUGCAUCGACCACGUGUGCCGAAUUUGAUCGGCGGUUCCAAAGAACACAGAGCCAGCUCUUCCUCGGACGAGCCCACAUCUUCGACCUUGGACGAUCGAAAGUCACCGACGACCGGCACCAGCAAGGACCUACAACCUACGCCCGUACAGGACAAGGGUGCAGAGCCUGCUGGCCUUGACAUCUGCAAUGCAGCCGCUAAGGAAGUCUGCGACAUUCUUCAUGUCUACGGCUCUUCGUUCCGCAUCCGCAAGAUCUCCAGUAGCUGGGUCUACCUCAUUUUCCAAGCUGCCACCAUUCAUGCCGCUUUGGCUGCCAGUAAGAGCGUCAUAGUCUUCAAGGCUCGCCAAUCGUCCGUUUGGAAUCGACCAGAGUCCAAGGCUUUGUUCAACGCAGCGUCACCAUCCGGUGCCGCAGAGCGCACCGAUGCGCACGCAGAUGCGCAGACCGCUUCUGGUGACCCAGACGCACAUCGCAUCGUCGAAGCAGAGCUCGAAGGUUCCUCGGAGCUGGUCAAGGCCAGCGCUCGUUAUCUUGCCCAGUGUGUCCGGUAUCUCAAGCGCAUCGGCCCAACGUGGCAGAGCGCUUCGCAUCACGUUGCCGUUCUUCGCAACUUGUGCAUCGCAAGUGCUCAAGCUCGACCCAUGGACCCAUCCAGCCCAUCCACCGCCUCGCAUGCAUUAGUGAGGUCGGAUAUGCAGCGCCCUUCGUUCUCCUCUUCUGCCAGCAGUCUAAAUCUGGAGGAACAGACCAUGGAAUCUGUCCGCACACAUACGCAUCCACAUCCCAAUCACCAUGAUCCUGGCAUGGCCUCAACACUGGAUGAAGUCGUUGAUGUGCAGCGUCCGCUCCGCUCUGCUGAUCAGCACGGUCAGCAAGUCCAUCAAGGACAUACCAGCGGCAACGGUGCUGUGCCUCUAGACAGCACUUUCUCCAACACGACGACCGAAUUGGAUCUGGCAAGCUCGCAGUCGAUCCAGCCGCCGUUCAUGCAAAACCCCACCUAUCCCGCCGAUGUAGCGCACGACGCAAUGCUCGCAACCCAGCAGCAACAGCAGCAACAUCAAAUGAUGCAGCAAGCCAUGCACAUGAUCAACGCCAACGAUUCGACUUUCUGGGCGUCCAUGCCUGUCGCUUCCGAAGGCUACAAUGAAUGGAACGACUUUUUCAAGACGUUCAACCCAGGUGCGGUGUCCGACUUUGCGAGCCAACAUGCCAACUAUCACCCGACGGCGACUACAGAUCUGAUUACCGCAUUGCAGGAUCCCAAUCGCCUAUUGAGCGGCUUGCAGCAUCCGUAG